This is a messenger RNA of Kalmanozyma brasiliensis GHG001, 1710 nucleotides long. Its product is annotated as Glucanosyltransferase. Gene Ontology annotation, molecular function: 1,3-beta-glucanosyltransferase activity. Gene Ontology annotation, biological process: fungal-type cell wall (1->3)-beta-D-glucan biosynthetic process. The transcript has a single exon. Lineage: Eukaryota; Fungi; Basidiomycota; Ustilaginomycetes; Ustilaginales. Gene Ontology annotation, cellular component: fungal-type cell wall; cytoplasm. Bases 1 to 1710 code for a protein of 569 amino acids. The record is from RefSeq and is a predicted model, not a curated record.
AUGGCGCGCCAUCCACUCAGACCGCUGGGUUUCCUCUUCGCCCUCCUCGGCCUCAUCGCCCUGCUGGCACAACCCUCCUCCGCGAUCCCCUCCGUCACCCGACGCGGCAAGUACCUCUACCAAGGCUCCAACCGUUUCUACGUCAAGGGUGUCGCCUACCAAGAGCCCGCUCCCGUAGCAGCCUCGACCGCGGCCAACGAUGCCAACGGCGGCUUCCCCGAGCCGGACAGCUUCACCGAUCCCCUAGCUCUCCCCGACGCAUGCACGCGCGACGUUGCCAACUUCCGCGACCUCGGCAUCAACACCAUCCGCGUCUACUCGGUCAAUGCGAGCCUCAAUCACGAUUCGUGCAUGUCCACCUUCAGCAACGCAGGCAUCUACGUCAUCCUCGACCUUGCCUUGCCGCUGAAUGGUUCCAUCAACCGCGCGGAGCCUAGCUGGGACGUGGGUCUGCUCAAUCUGUAUGCGACGACGAUCGACGUCUUUACGCGGUACGACAAUCUGCUUGCUGUCAACAUCGCCAACGAAGUUGUCACGCAGUCAUCCAACGCCGACUCCGCACCAUUCAUCAAGGCUGCCGUGCGCGACGUCAAGGCCUACCUUCAAUCAAAGAACUCCAACGUCCUCGUAUCGUACUCCUCCACAGAUGGCGCCAACGGUGUCAACCAGUGGCGAGAUCAGCUGGCGUACUACCUCACCUGCGGCUCCGCUGCGACCAGCAUCGACCUGUACGGCCUCAACUCGUACAGCUGGUGUGGGCAGAGCUCGUACGCCCAGUCGGGUUACAACUUGCUCACCUCGGAUCUGGCCGAUCUGCCUGUGCCGGCGUAUCUCGCUGAGUUUGGGUGUGUCGAGGGUGUGGGUACGGGCAAUCGACCCUGGACCGAGGUGGCUGCGUUGUACUCUAGCCCCAUGACGGAUACGUUUAGUGGUGGUGUGGCGUUCAGCUACUUUCCGCAGAGUUCUGGGCUCGACUACGGUCUGGUGUCGGUCUCUGGUAACAGCGUGUCGACGCGGGGGGACUGGACGGCGUUGAAGAACGCUUUUGCCGCCACUUCGUCCGCUCCGACCUCCGCCCCCGCCGGUGCGAGUAGCAACCCUAGCUACCCCACCUGCAGGGGGAACACCGCCAACUUCCCUGCGUCGACCACUCUGCCGCCAACCCCCAACCCCGAGCUGUGCGACUGCAUCGAGUCCAGCGCCUUCUCCUGCGCGCUGACAACGGACGCGUUCAACUCGCCCAACAUCAUCGGCGUCCUCACCGGCCAAGCAUGCAUGUAUCUCGGCGAGCAAGGUGGGUCCUGCGCGUCCAUUCUUGCGGAUGGUCAGACGGGCACGUACGGCAACUACUCGGGUUGUUCCGCGGGCCAAAGGUUGGAGUGGGCCAUGUCGAGGUAUUACGAGGUGACUGGGUUUAAUGCUGUUAGCUGCGACUUUGCGGGCAAUGGCACGGUGCGGGCGCCCCCGCCGGGCAACCAGACGAGCAUCAGGAAUGCGUACCAGACGUGUUUGGGUCAGAAUCCGGUUGGGGUGACGACGCCGAGGCCGGACGUGAGUGGGAGUGUCAAUAGCACGGCUACGGGUGCUGCGCCUACGACGUCCCAGACGGGGACGGGUGGAAACGCGAACUCUGCAACGAGUGGGGCGGGCGUGAUGGGUGGGAUGUUGAUGGCGUUGGCACUGGCCGUUGCUGGUUGGUGCAUCGUCUAA